This is a messenger RNA of Fimicolochytrium jonesii, 891 nucleotides long. RefSeq names its product histone H3. NCBI's taxonomy places the organism in Eukaryota, Fungi, Chytridiomycota, Chytridiomycetes, Spizellomycetales, Powellomycetaceae. The record is from RefSeq and is a predicted model, not a curated record. Gene Ontology annotation, cellular component: nucleosome. Gene Ontology annotation, molecular function: DNA binding; protein heterodimerization activity; structural constituent of chromatin. Bases 292 to 702 code for a protein of 136 amino acids. The transcript is spliced from 4 exons.
AAUGAAACCACUUUGAAGGGCUAGCCCGUUGAUUUGUUGUUGACAGCGAGAGUGCUCAGCGCACCCUUCCGUCCCUAAGCCACUUCCCGAUGGGAUAUGCCGCUGCUGUGACUGACGGCGAUGAAAUGAUACGCAUUGACGUUACUAUCCGCGGUCGCUGAUUAUUCAUCGGCGAGCGAAGCGCAAGGGGAACAACCCUCACUUGCUUCCCCAUUACAUUCCGCAACCUGACCAACAACAGAUCUUGCUUCCGUUCAGAAACAUCCUUCGACAAACCCUCAAAGCACAGUUAUGGCCCGCACCAAGCAAACCGCUCGUAAGUCCACUGGUGGCAAGGCCCCGCGCAAGCAGUUGGCCACCAAGGCUGCUCGCAAGUCUGCCCCUUCUACCGGUGGUGUGAAGAAACCUCACCGCUAUCGUCCCGGUACCGUUGCCCUCCGUGAAAUCCGUCGUUAUCAAAAGUCCACCGAGCUUUUGAUUCGCAAGCUCCCUUUCCAGCGUCUCGUCCGCGAGAUUGCUCAGGAUUUCAAAACCGACUUGCGCUUCCAGUCGUCCGCCAUUGGCGCCUUGCAGGAAGCGUCCGAGGCUUACCUUGUUGGUUUGUUUGAGGACACUAACUUGGCCGCUAUCCACGCCAAGCGUGUCACCAUCCAGCCUAAGGAUAUCCAGCUUGCCCGUCGUCUUCGUGGUGAACGCUCUUAAGCAAUUUCAAUUGGAAGGCUUGUUUUUCUCAAAGCACCGCAUUGAUAUCAAGAUCAGUAAAGUCGAGGAGCUAGUUCCCUUUUUCAUGUGCAUAACCUUCCGUUAAACAUAGGUUCUCAAUAAAACAAAGUGUUUUCUUCAAUACUAUACUGCUUGGCUUACUUAAAAUCAUUCGUGGCUUCAACUUCG